AUGAGCGGCCUCUCCAGCGGCUGUUCUGAAGAAGUGCAGCAGGCCAUCCGCCGCGGCAGGCCCAGCAAAACAGCGCGUGGCGCGAGGGAAGCCGGCAGCGGACGGGCAGCGGGCGUGAUGGGUGCAAGAGCUUAUCCGGGAUGGGUGGAUGUGCUCUUCAUCGGCGCUGAGGGUCGGGAUCAGUCGGCGCUAGGCCGCAUGCGGCACGCUAACGGACGACGAAAGCUCUCACCAGUCGCCCUCCGCAGAGCCAGCAACGUUGAAAGCAAACUCUUCCAGCGCCCAGGGUCGGGUCUGCGUCUGAUGGCCGGCCCAGCACGAGGGUCCGGUCCGGUCCCGGCCUCGGCCUGGGCUGCUGGACCGCAGGGUUGCUUGAAGCCACGCCGCUGCUCUCCAGAACCGAGCGGCGCAUGCCCCGGCGAGGCACAAGGCACCGUCCUGGCCGCGGGCUGCGUGAGGAAUGCGGUGGGCGAGCCCGUCGCCGCGGGCCGUGGGCAAGAAGACAAAGCCGGCACCAUCGAUGCGGACGGGGCAGCGCAGCGUAGAUCUGGCGUCGUCGGCGCUACUGGGCGUCCUGCUGUCGCCGCGCCCUGCCUCUAG
Diplodia corticola is the source of this 600-nucleotide messenger RNA. RefSeq lists its product as uncharacterized. Bases 1 to 600 code for a protein of 199 amino acids. NCBI's taxonomy places the organism in Eukaryota, Fungi, Ascomycota, Dothideomycetes, Botryosphaeriales, Botryosphaeriaceae. The record is from RefSeq and is a predicted model, not a curated record. The transcript is spliced from 2 exons.